This is a messenger RNA of Paramecium tetraurelia, 1839 nucleotides long. RefSeq lists its product as uncharacterized. Gene Ontology annotation, biological process: peptidyl-serine phosphorylation; autophagy; autophagosome organization. The transcript has 3 exons. NCBI's taxonomy places the organism in Eukaryota, Ciliophora, Oligohymenophorea, Peniculida, Parameciidae. The record is from RefSeq and is a predicted model, not a curated record. Gene Ontology annotation, molecular function: ATP binding; protein serine/threonine kinase activity. Gene Ontology annotation, cellular component: cytoplasm; autophagosome.
AUGAAGGCUCAAAUUCAACAGCUAUCUUAGCUCCAACCAGAUAAAAGGAUUCUCAAUUAUACUUUCAGUUAAUAAGCUGUAAUCGGACGAGGGUCUUAUGGGAUUGUAUAUGUCGGAAUGAAUAUUGAUACAAAUUAAGUUGUUGCUAUUAAAGUUGUACCUUUGUAAUGUGAUCAGCAAUCCCUUAGGAAAGAAAUUGAUAUAAUGAAAGAUUUGGAUUGCCCAAAUAUUGUUAAAUUAUUAGAUGUUGUCUAAACACCAAAUAAUUGUUACAUAGUUAGCGAAUUGUGCACAUGCGGUGAUUUGAGAGAAUACAUGAAAAGAUAUGGUUGUCUAACAGAAUAAUAAGCUUUACCAAUUUUAACACAGAUUUUAAAAGGGAUUUUAUAAUCAUUCAAAAGAGGGAUCAUUCAUCGAGAUUUGAAACCUGCCAAUAUUUUGAUUACUUCUGAAAAUAUAUUUAAGAUAGCUGAUUUUGGAUUUGCGAAACGAUUUUAACACUUAGAGGGAGAUCUUAUGAAUUCAUUGGCAGGAACUCCUUUAUAUAUGUCACCGUAAGUGUUGUUAAGGAAAUAAUACACAUCCAAAUGUGAUGUAUGGAGUAUAGGCCUUAUUUAUUAUGAAUUGAUAGAAGGUAAAACUCCAUGGAAUGUUGCGGAUAUUCUUGAUUUAAUAAAUAAAUAGAGAAAUACCAAUAUCAAAUUUAGUAAAUUAAAAUGUUUAUAAAUUCUAGGCAAAAAGAUAUCACCAAUGUCAUAAUAAUUCAUAUUGGGAUGUUUGUAAUAUGAAGAAUAAAAGCGGUUAGGAUGGGAAUAAGUGUUUACCCACUCUUUGUUUGACAAUAAAUUCUUGAUGAAAGAGUAAGAUUAAAAAUCUCAGCAUUCGACUUCAUAAAUUAAAAAUGAAUCUGAUUCAAUGUUGAAUGCAAAAUUAGUUACAGUCAAUUCUCCUCCAUAAACUAAACAUCCUCUAUAAAUAUACAAUAAGUAGAAAGCCAGUUAAAAGGAAUUAUUAUCAAAAGUAGAAUCGCCUAAAUAAGAAAUUCGAUAAUUGUUUAAUCAUAGCAAAACAGUUAUGCUUCCUGAAACAUAAAAGAAAGAUCGAACAAUUAGUAUUGGAAAUUAACCAUAAAGUACUAGAAAUAGUGGGAACAAGAUGUUUACUGAAAAUUAAAAUGGAUUUUUUAGAUAAAAAAGUGAUAAUGAUGAAUAGUCAAAUAAUAAACAAAUCAUUCAAAAUUAGAUAGAAUAUUUGUAAUUACUGAAACAAAUUAGAAACUAAUUAUUAGACUAUUCGUAAGUCACGAUUCAAUAAACUAAUGUAUAUAAGUUACAAUUCAUCAUCUUGAAGAAUAUAAUGAUUAUUACAACCUAGUUGAAAAGUUGUUUAAUUGAUGGAAAUGUAAAUAAAUUCGAGUUGAAGAAUUUCGACAUCUUUAAACAGAGAGAUACGUUUAAGAAUAUAGAAAAACAAAUUCUAGAAUUACAUUUCGAUGGUUUCAAUAACUUUUAAGAAUGCUAAUUAUUGUUAAAUGAAAACUAUACUCUUAUAAUGAAUGAUCUGGAAUUUAUGGAUAUUUUUAAUAAUAAUUUUGAAUAUUCAGUAUAGUUUUGUAAUUUGGCUAAGCAUUUAAGUCUAUCAUUUAUUAAAGAAUAUUUAUAUUAGAUUCUUUUAGGAUAUGAAAAUCCUAAGAUUUAACUAUUUACAUUUCUAUUGUGCAAUUACGCAAAGUUCGUUGGCUAAUACACUUAAAAUGUAGAACAACUCUUACACACUAGCAAAACCUAAUUGAGUAGGAACGAAUGCAUAAAUUAUAUUGAAAAGAUAUUAUUUAAUUGA